Molecule: messenger RNA, 1541 nt
Organism: Lecanosticta acicola
Lineage: Eukaryota; Fungi; Ascomycota; Dothideomycetes; Mycosphaerellales; Mycosphaerellaceae
Source: the annotation of a GenBank genome assembly
AUGGCUUCGAACAUGAGCUCGGCGGAGCAGGCGGCCAGCGCGCUGGCGCAGGACAUCAGCAAACUUUCCAUCGUGGGACGAGGACGCAAGAAGAAGAAUGGCAAGGCCAACAAAGCUACUGGCAAUACGACGACGGAGGUCGCGCACAAGCCCGGUAUGCCGAACACCAGUACUGGCCGCACCAAGACCAAGGACAAGGACAAGGACAAGAGUGGCACGGCGGACAGCGACACUGGCAAUACCCAGGACCUGUCUGGAACUCAAUCGACAACGGCAGCUCCUACCAGGCCUCACUACGUCCCCCCGCAGCGGCGCCUGCGCGGCAGCAAGCAAGAAGGCAAUCAUUCCGCGAUCAAAGGUACGCACCGUACCAUCCACAGGAGCACAGCUCCUGGGAAUGGGCCCGGUCUGAUCAGCAUCAACCUGAGCUAAUGGAAGACUACUCUGCAGCCCGUAGUCUUGACGACGUUGAUGAGAGUAACUUCAUCCAGGGAUCAAAUACUGACGAGAAUGGCGCUCGGAGGAGCACACGGUUGAGAGACUCGUGGCAGCGGCCGGCACACCACCAGCCUCCGCUGCGGCAGUCUGCGCAACAGCUCGGACAGACUCAGCUUCCACCCAAUUUCUUCUCAAGCUAUCCGCCGGCUUUGCCUGCGCAACAGCUCGGACAGACUCAGCUUCCACCGAACUUCUUCUCAAGCUAUCCGCCGGCUUUGCCUCAGCCUUUGCCUCAGCCUUUGCCUCAGCCUUUGCCUCAGCAGCCGGUAGUGCCGCGGCCGAGCACGUUCCCAUCGACGUCUUCGCCUCCACAUCAUCUUCCAGCGCAGCAACAGAUUUCAGGACGUCGACCGCGUCCAAAGAGCAAGACUCCCCCGCGCUCGGAGGAUCCGCUUGUGAACCUGCUCCCUAGGCCUAUUCCAACACCAUCAUAUCUACAGAAUAGUCUCCAGCAACCUCAGCUGAUGGAUUCUCCGCGGCCGCUGCUGGUGGUACUUGAUCUCAAUGGCACAUUGCUCUGUCGAAUGGACAGGCGCAGCAGCUACACCGGCCGUCCUCGUGUCAAGGAAUUCCUGCGUUACUUGUUCAGUCACCAUCGCGUCAUGGUCUGGUCUUCGGCGCGGCCGCAGAAUGUGGACAAGAUGUGCAGCACUCUCUUUGACAAGGAACAACGGGAGAAGCUGCAGGCGGUGUGGGCGCGCGACAAGCUUAGGCUUACUGACGCGCAGUACGGGACGCGUGUCCAGGUGUACAAGCAGCUCUCGUGGAUCUGGGAGGAUGCCACCAUCAACGGCAAGAAGCCGUGGAGCCAAGCGGAUACGGUCCUCAUUGACGACAGCAUGGAAAAGGCCGCGAGCGAGCCGCACAGCAUCAUCGAGAUUGAGGAGUUUGAGGCAAAGAAGGAGCAGAUGGAGACGAAUGUUCUGGGCCAAGUCAUUUCGUACUUGGAGAUUUUGAGCUACGUGCAUGAUGUGAGCGCGUACAUCAGAGCCCACCCCUUCAAGUACGCUCCUGAAGCCAAAGCGGAUACCCCUAUGCAGUAG